AUGGUUUCGAAAAUGAUCAUUGUUUUCUUAAAAGUAACUUCCGUCUUCUUCAAAAGGCCAUUUCUUGCUGAAAAACCAUUGGCAAUUAUGCCGAUUAUUGUUUGUCCAAGUCGACAAAUUUCAAUUGAACAACAACAUUUAAUUUAUACUCGUUUUCGACAACAUCUUAAUCAUCUGAUAACAAAUUAUCAUCUUUGUUAUGGUUGGAUUCAAUGUUCUUAUUUUAUAUCAUGUACAAAUGAAAUUCGUCUAAUAUCAAUUAAACCAACUUAUUCUAUUUAUUUAACUGAAGCAUUUAAUUCUACAAAUCAAUAUGGAAAUCCAUUAAUGGCUCUUGUUCAAUUAUCAAAUCGUCAACGACCUCAAACACCUAUUCUUAAUGGUAAAACUGUUUAUAUUCAUCGACUAUGGUUGAAUAUUCAAGAAAAAUAUUCUAUUAAUGAUCUAAUCAAUAUGAAAGAAAUUAAACGAAUUCAUCGAUCAAAUAUAUCUAUAAAUCGUUAUAUUCGUUUACGUUUUCAAGAAAAUGAUAUAAUUAAUAAUGAUAAUAAUAAUGAACAAAAUUUUAUUGAAGUUGGUUUUAUUCAAGUUAAUGGUGAAUAUUAUGAAAUAGGUUUAACAAAUUUAAUUGAAUUUCGUUGUAUAUUAUUAAAACAACCUCAAUUAUUUCCAUUUGUUCAUCAUUCAAUGUUAUCUAAUAAUCAAUAUCAAUUUGAUCCUAUAACAUGUUUACCAUCAAAUGAAUUACUUGAACAAUUAGAAAAACUUCAAAAACAAGAACAAAAAGAUUUGAUUUAA
Rotaria sordida is the source of this 798-nucleotide messenger RNA. NCBI's taxonomy places the organism in Eukaryota, Metazoa, Rotifera, Eurotatoria, Philodinida, Philodinidae. The record is from the annotation of a GenBank genome assembly.